AUGGUACGAUGUUGGUAUAUGGACGAUGUACAAGAUAAUCCACAAGAUGAUCACCGAUUGAAGGAUAUUGAUGUACCUACAUUAUGUGACCGUACUGGUGUUCAAGUAUGGCAUUUUGAGCCAGAGAAGACUUUUGCUAAUAAUGAAUGCCCUUCAUUGGCAAAACUUAAACAAGAUCGAGGAUACACGUACGAGGAUGAAGUAAAAGUGCAACCAUCUAUGGAAAAAUAUGAAGAAAAAUUAAAAAUGUUCUUUGCUGAACAUAUACAUACCGAUGAAGAAAUUCGCCUCGUACUUGACGGUUCAGGCUUCUUUGAUGUACGUGAUUGCGAUGAUAAAUGGAUGAGAAUUCAUGUUUUCCCUGGAGAUUUAAUUAUUCUGCCAGCUGGAAUGUAUCAUCGAUUUAUACCUGACAGCAAAAAUUUUAUUCAUGUUAGACGCUUUUUUCUUGGUGAACCCGUGUGGACACCAGUCAAUCGACCCGAUGGUGAUACACAUCCAUCCCGCCAGGAUUAUGUCAAAAAUUUGAAACAUCAUAACUAA
Rotaria socialis is the source of this 543-nucleotide messenger RNA. Lineage: Eukaryota; Metazoa; Rotifera; Eurotatoria; Philodinida; Philodinidae. The record is from the annotation of a GenBank genome assembly.